GAGGCACGAGAAGAAGUAAUUCCCAAUAUGAACACCUUGCAAAAGUUGCCAAGUAAAGUCUACAGGGGGGGUCGUCUUGCCAAUUUCGAGGAAGGGAUUGUUUUGGUGGUCUUGGUCAAAAAGUUCAGAAUCAAAAGAAGUACGAUUGCCUCGUCUAAGAAACGCCAUCCACCACCACAAGAUUUGCGCGUCUCCUUUGGGGCAAGAGAAGAAGUAAAGCUCUAUUUAAAGUCCCCAGUGCUUGUACUUGUGCUUGAAGAGGAGAAACGCCAAUCACCACAAAUCACUGAGAGAUCGGUUUUGUUCCGAGAUAUAUCUGGUUUUGACAGCUCCGGGCUAAGGCGUGAAGGUGAUAUCCUUGGAUUGCACUGCCUUUCGGGACUCGGACACAACUUGAUCUGCUUCAAGGCAACUUGUUCUCAAACACUGAAACCCAUCGCAGUAAUUUCAUCUCUGCAUCGCUCCUCGAGAACAAUUCGAGACUAUCGUCUACUGAUUAGUCCUCACUCGCUUUCUCUGUUCUUUGCCCUCUUGAAAGUUCUCGCCCAGGCCUGUUCAGGGUCUCCUCUCCCCGAUCUCACGCCUCUCUUCACAUCUCAGCUCGUGUAAGGUAAUCGCUUUUCCAUCUCUUAUUAGCGUGUCGUUUCUAUGUAGAUUCUUUCGCUUUGGUUAUUGGAAAAAUCGGCUGAACUAAGUGUGUUUCUGGGGCCCUUUUUGUCUAUUGGGGAUGUGGGGGUGGCUGCUGAAUAUACCAGAGGAGGGUGUUCUAUUCUCUCCUUUGGAGUCAGCUAUUGUUACCGGUUAACGAGGUAUGUCCCCGGCUCAGAUUUGACUUCGAUGAAAAAUAGGAAAGCCUUUGUUUUCGACUUUAGGUGUGGCUAAUCCUAUGAUGGCCUUCGCUGUUUGAUUGUUAGUUGCAUUGUAAUUCGGUAUUGAUCUUUUGUUGAACUCGAAUGAGUAGGUCUGCAAGCGAGCUAGACUCUCGUGCGCGAAAUUGCCAAAUUUCGCUUGAAUCCGGAGACCAUUUCUUUUAUGCGUUGUGAGGUUUCUCUAUGUUUGAAGGUCCUAGUUCAAUUUAUAGAAAAAUAAAUCAGAAAAAUAAAAGUAGGCUGGUUCCAGGGUCAAUUAGUUUGGUUCUCGUUUACAAAAAUGGAGAACUGAUUAUUACAUAAUAAGUUCCUGAUUCUUUAGGUUAUAGCCUACUCAUCUCGAAACCGAUUAUCCUAAGAGUAAGUCUUCUCUUAAGGAGAUUUCAUUUGACAAUUUUUCCUCCCUAUAUAACAUUUCAAAUGAGUAAUAUUCUGUUUUCCUCGAAUUGUUGGACCAUUAAUCCUAGAAAGUAUAUUCCCUUUCACCUCUAACUCAUUUUCUCCUUUCAAAGAUUUAAAAUUGACCGUGUCUUUACUUGAAAAAAAAAAAGAAAAAUAAAUGAGGAAUAAAAAAAGUACGGUGAAUAUUUGAGCAAUUUAACUAUAUUGCUACUUUUUACCUGCUCUCAACUCAUGAUAGUUUCAAUCAUCACAAUAUAAAACAUACCACAAUCCAUAGUAUGAUACUUCUUAAGACUUUUUACAUGAUAUCCAAUAGCAAGCAAAAAACCCUAGUUGAUCUUAUGACACACACAUGAAAACAAUCAAAUAAAUCAAUCCAUACGCGCAUAUUAGGAGAUUCACCUAGCUUUAUAUCACUCAUUUCUUACACCUCUUUUGUUACGAACAAUAAAUUCGUUCUUCAAAAUGUGAUUAAUCAAUUUAACCUGACUUAUCACAAAUUUAGCCGAUAAUCCUAUUCUACUUCCAUUUAAUUGGAUAAAAAAUCUUUGUGGUGAUAUUCUCAAGCACUCAACGCCAUUGUUUCAAACCUUGGUGGUCUCUGAAUUUUCCUCAGCAGCUUCCUUCUACUUCCUUUCUUCUCUUCUUCUCCUUCUUCCAUCGAAUCGAUACCUAAUUUUUAAUCAUUCAGACUAACAUGGAGAAAGGGCAAAAUCAGAGCAAGGCAAACAAAGAGAUGCACCGUUUCAUUUCAGGUCGUUCCUCUGCGGUUCUUCUUGCGUCUCUGCGCUCGCAUUCAAUAAUCUCAAUAAGAAGAAAAAGAGUGCAUAAAAAGAGAGCACUCCGUUUGAUGCCA
Syzygium oleosum is the source of this 2127-nucleotide messenger RNA. RefSeq lists its product as uncharacterized. The transcript has 2 exons. The coding region runs from base 28 to 609 and encodes 193 amino acids. The record is from RefSeq and is a predicted model, not a curated record. NCBI's taxonomy places the organism in Eukaryota, Viridiplantae, Streptophyta, Magnoliopsida, Myrtales, Myrtaceae.